UCAAAACAAACACACACACACACACACCGAGCGGUUAACAGGUAGGGUUUCAUCAUACCAUUUCUCAUAUAUCUACAUCCAAUACAUAUAUACAUACAUAUAUAUGUAUAUGUAUACAUUGAAUUUAGUGGUUAUAACCUUAUAACGAUUAGGGUUUGUUCGACUGACGACUCGAAGAACUCGCUUUCGUUCUGCAAAUCACCAGUUAAAUCGACUUCAGAUUUCGGAAGAAAACAAUAGUUGGUCACACUGUCAAAGUGAGAACAUAUUAUUGUCUCGAGUGGGACUGUUGGUUGUUAUUGUUCCAGAUUUUCAUGUGAGUGAAGAUGGGGUCCGCUUGUUGUGUUGCUGCUAGAGAUAGAACUAUAACGGAUCGAUCUAGUAAUGAUAUUGUUACAAGAAAUGAUCGGUAUUCGCCAUCAUGGAGCUUUAGGUGGGAUAACCGGGGGCGUGUUGCAGGUGAAGAGUCGUCCGUUAACGACAGGUUGGACAAUAAAUCUCAUACAACUGUAGAAACCGCUUAUGCAACAGAAGGUAGUCCGUUGGACAGUUCUAGAAGUCUGAGGUGGCAAAAGUCACCACCUUCUGAAGAAAUUGGGCUUCCCCAGUUAGAUAUGUUGCAUUCCAAGAAUCUUCAUGAGAUGAAAGAUUCAAGGGGAACGCAAACUCCAGUAGCUUUGGAGCUAUCUCCAACCAACAUGCUAACCCCGACACAUUCAAUUUCAUCCUUGUCAGCAUCUCCUUUAUCUUCUUCCCAAAGUCAACUCAUGCCGAUGUCGAGUUUGACUCCGUCAAGAUGGGCCCGCCGUUCGCCAGGUCACCACCAUCUACUCCGUCAAAUAUCCGAUAGCCGAAUUCGAGGCAUGAUGUCACCAAACUUUUCAAUAUCUGAAGAUGGUUCAGGUUCUCCUUUCAUGCACCAUCCCGGGUUGACCAAUAAGUCAAACGUCGGGUCCCACGGUGGGUCGUCAGACGGUUGGUCAAAUAGAGAUAGAUGGUCUUUUGACAGUGAUAGAGUUAGCCGUUCUAGUGUCAGGGUUUCAUCCUCUCCGACGGUUGAGAUCAUGACAUGUGCCAUCUGCUCCAAGCUGUUGACCGAACGGUCAUCUUGGAGCAGCCAUAAACUCAUGGCUACUAACGGGCUUCCGGUUGUUUCGGUUCUGAUAUGCGGGCACGUUUAUCACGCAGAGUGUUUGGAAAAUAUGACGUCCGAGAUCAAUAAGUAUGACCCAGCAUGUCCAGUUUGUACUUUGGGAGAAAAAAAGGUUAUUAAGUUGUCGGGUGAAAUGGAUUUCAAGGGUAAAAUCGGAAAGAAGUUAAGUCGUCGGGUGGUGGAUGGUGGUAAUUCGGUUAUUUUUAAUCAGUUUGCAAAUGGAAGGGGUCCCGUGAUGGGGUCAAGUUCCAGCAUGAAAAGCUCGACAAGUACGGGAAAACCGUUUUUAAGGAGACAUUUUUCGUUUGGCUACAAACCGAAUAGAUCUUUUUCUGACAACGGUUUUAGAAAAAAGAGAUUUUUCUGGUCGAAAUCAAGCAAGGAGUGAGGUUUUCGCUGUUAAAAAGGUAGGCGAUUGAUAUUCUUAAAACAAAGACAUCGAUGUGGGCGCCACAGUCCAAAGGACAGUUCAAAAUAGGUGAGAAGAAUAUAUACAGCUGGAAAAAUAAUAUGAAUUUAGAUUUAUUCAUUUUCUUUUAAUUUUACUUUUAAUUUUAAUUUGUAUCUUGUAAAGUGUUAUGUGUUUGUUUAUUCUUGAAUUAAAUGGAACUGAAAUGGGGAAUAGUGUGCAUGUAUGUAUGUAUAUAUGUAUCUGUUUUGCUCAGAGUUCA
Helianthus annuus (common sunflower) is the source of this 1824-nucleotide messenger RNA. RefSeq lists its product as uncharacterized. NCBI's taxonomy places the organism in Eukaryota, Viridiplantae, Streptophyta, Magnoliopsida, Asterales, Asteraceae. The transcript is spliced from 6 exons. Gene Ontology annotation, molecular function: metal ion binding. Bases 327 to 1541 code for a protein of 404 amino acids. The record is from RefSeq and is a predicted model, not a curated record.